Botrytis porri is the source of this 309-nucleotide messenger RNA. RefSeq lists its product as uncharacterized. The transcript is spliced from 2 exons. Lineage: Eukaryota; Fungi; Ascomycota; Leotiomycetes; Helotiales; Sclerotiniaceae. The record is from RefSeq and is a predicted model, not a curated record. Bases 1 to 309 code for a protein of 102 amino acids.
AUGGCUUCAAAAAAAUCCUGCGCGGACUUCGAUCAGAACGCUCUUAAAUUAAACAAACAAAUCAAUGUAACACAGGAGGAGCUUCAGCAGCAUAAGAAAAAGAAUGAAGAGCACAUCGCAGAGUUGGAGGGGAUUCAGGAGCGGCUGAAGAAUAUCACAAAGAAGUUACAGGAGACGGGGGCUGAGCAUAAGGACUGUUGUGGUUUGGCUGAUCCUGGUGAUGGAGAUGGAGAGAGAGAUGGAACUGGAGAUGGAGAUGCAGAUAUGACUAUUGAUGAAAACAAGGAUGGGCAGGUAGAUGUGUCGUGA